AUGGGACGUAAUAAGAAGAGAAACAUCUUCGAGGUUCGUGAGAUAGGAAGGUUUGAGACUGUUUCCAAUUUCAGUGCCAAAUACACUCUUCAAGCUUUUCAUCAAAAGGUCUCCCUAAAAUUAGGUGAGGAGCACUUCUGUGGAGGAAGCUUGAUCCAAGAUGAUCUGGUUGUUACAGCAGCAGGCUGCCUGGUUGGUCUCAACCAGAAGCAAAUUAAGAGUCUGACUGUGACUGCUGGCAGGACAACCCUCUCAACCUGUUCUCAGGCGGAACAGGAACAAAAGAAUCCUGUCUCAAAAAUUAUUAUCCAUCCUGAGUACAGCACACUUGGAUAUAUGAGUUCUGAUAUUGCACUGCUGUAUCUCAAACACAAAGUUGAGUUUGAAACUGCUCUUCAGCCAAUCUGUCUUCCCCAGAGAGAUGAUAAAUUUGAAGCAGGGAUUCUUUGUAUGACCAGUGGAUGGUGCAAGAUCUCAGAGACAUCAGAAUAUUCAAACAUCCUAGGAGACUCUGGAAGUCCAUUUGUUUGUAGAAGAGACAGUGGAAUCUGGGUCCUUGCUGGGAUAAGUUCCUGGAGAGCUGGUUGGACUAGAGAUUGGAUUUCUUUAAGAAAAAAACAUAGAAGGGCAUCUCUGGGCAUUUUCUCCAAGGUGUUUGAGUUGAUGGAUUUUAUGACUCAGAACAUAUGCACAGCUUGUGAAUCUCAAGGAAUAGUGUUAUUUGGAGAAAAUGGGAAAAUUCAUUAUCCCCAUUCCAAAGAAGGCAGCUGUUCUCAUAAUUGCUUAUGUAUGUGGGAAAUAAUGGUACCAGAAGAUAAAAUUAUCCUGAUAAAAUUUAGAAGCUUAGACAUACAAAAUCAAGUUGGAUGGGACCAUGACUAUAUAUCUUUACAAUCAAGCAGUGGUGUGCCUAUUAAUACGUAUGCUACAUGUAAGGUCUGUGGAGGCAUAUUGCCCUCACCGUUGCAAGAGACCAAUGAAGCCAUAGUUACAUUUGUUUCUAAGAUAGAAAACAGCGACAGCAGCUUUGAGCUGACCUUUACUGCUGCACAGAAGAACUCAGAAGCAGGUUCAGGCUGUGGGAGUGUGGCCGUAUUGGUGGAAGGAGGGACAAUUCACUCUGCUAAUUAUCCUGACUUGUAGCCCACAAAUGUAAGGUGUCAUUGGUUCAUUCGUGCUCCAGAGAAACACUUUAUCAGGUUGGAAUUUGAAGGUUUUAUUACUGAAUUUAGCCAAAACUGUAUUUAUGAUUACGGUGAUCCAGAAAAGGAGCCUGAGUUGGCUAAACUCUGUGGAAUCUUGAACCCUACUCCAAUAUUCAGUCCUAGUAACAUGCUGGUGAUUCAUUUUAAAAGUGAUGGUGAUAAUAACUUUCAGGGCUUCGAGGCUGGAUUCACCUUUUUGCUCUCAUGUGAAUCUGUGCUUUCACAAGAACCUCAGGUGAUGCCAAGAAAUGGAUCGGUCAUUAAUUUUAUCUUCUUUGCUAUAGGCAUCUGUGGCAUCCCUCCAGUUAGUUUCCAGUGGCUUUCCGGAAGAAUUAUAAAUGGGGAAGAAGCCUGUCCCCACUGCUGGCCAUGGCAAGUGGGUGUGAGGUUCCUAGGUAGUCACCAGUGUAGAGGGGCCAUCCUCAGUCCCACUUGGAUUCUGACAGCAGCCCACUGUGUGCAAUCGAAAAAUAAUCCACUCUUCUGGACCAUUGUUGCUGGGGACCAUGAUAGAACCCUGAAGGAACCAACUGAGCAGGUGAGAAGGGCAAAACACAUCAUGGUACAUGAAGACUUUGAUAGGCAGAGCUGUGCCUCUGACAUCGCCCUGAUACAACUGAGUUCUCCUCGGGGGUUCAACUCCGCUGUGAGGCCAGUGUGUCUCCCACAAAGCAUGGAGCUGCUCUUUUCCUCUGAGAUCUGUGCUGUGACUGGAUGGGGAAGCAUUAGUGAAGACGGCGGCCUCGCAAGGUACUUACAGCAGAUUCAGGUGCCCAUAUUAGAAGGAGAGGUCAGUGAACACACUUACUCCUCUCACCCAGGAGGGCUCACAGAGAAGAUGAUGUGUGCUGGCUUUGCAGUCUCUGGAGGGAAGGAUUUCUGUCAGGGAGACUGUGGUGGCCCAUUAGUGUGUAGACGUGAAAAAGGUCCCUUUGUCCUAUAUGACAUUGUCAGCUGGGAAGCUGGCUGUGCCCAGCCAAGGAAGCCAGAUGUACUUGCCAGGGUGAGUGUCUUCUUGGACUGGAUCCAAUUCAAAAUGAAAGGUCCUGCUUCACUUCAGAUAAAUAAUGAAAGCAAAACCUUAACAAGGCAACAGUUACCACCACUCACGCCUUCAACGGACAAUGCAUUUGGACCAGGUUGUUACUCUGAAGUGGAACCAGAAGAACCCAGAGGCUUUUUUUCAACUCCAAGAUAUCCACUGGAUUAUAGAGGAAAACUGGAAUGUUCUUGGGUGCUCAGAGUGUCACCAAGCAGUAUGGCAAAAUUGACAGUUGAGUAUCUGUCACUGCCUUGGUCUCUUGUGUGUCCAGAUUCUGUUGCGACUAUUUAUGAAGAAAGCCACGAUGAGAGAAGGGUAUCAGGUAAAUUAUGUGGGAGAGGGCUUUAUUCAAUGCUUUUCAUGAGCUCCGGACCACUGGUGAGAGUGGUAUUUCAUUCCCUUGUGCAAGGUGCUUUGGGCAUAAGUUAUAUUGUCUUUACAGUCCAAAGUCCAAAGGGCAGUAAAACUGCCAAACUUCUCCAGAGUUCAAACCAAGAAUAUAUGGCCACCUGUGAGGAUGUUAUUCUGACUAAACUAGGAGGAAUCAUUCAGAUCCCAAGAUACUCUCACAGAACCACUAUGAGUUGCCACUGGAAGUUAUCAGCCCCCUUAAACCACAUCGUUCGUCUUGAUAUUAUCAACUUCCAGAUGAAGCCAACACCCUUGGCCUGUCAGGGUCAUAUGUGGGUUUAUGAAGGAUUUGGAUCAGGCAAAAAAAUAAUAGGUAACUAA
Molecule: messenger RNA, 2979 nt
Organism: Canis lupus familiaris (dog)
Lineage: Eukaryota; Metazoa; Chordata; Mammalia; Carnivora; Canidae
Gene: OVCH1
Product: ovochymase 1
Biological process (GO): proteolysis
Molecular function (GO): serine-type endopeptidase activity
Source: RefSeq, a predicted model, not a curated record